AUGAUUGAGCUCGAGAACCUGCGUACGGCGUCGCUGUACAUCAAUAACCAGCUGCUGUCCCGGGGCUUGCUGCGCGGUGGAAGCAGCAUCGACUUCGCCCACCCGGGCGACAGCGGCCAUGAGGUGGCCGAGACCAUGAGCCGCAUCAUGGGCGUCGUCAAUGACCUGAUUCUGCGGCGAGAUCGUGAUGCUGAGCACCGCGAGUCUCUUUCGGCGGCCCUCCGCACUCUCCGUGCCGAGUCCCUACGGCAAGCCAACGAUAUCCAGCGCCUACAAGAAAAACACGCCGAGGCACAACGCAAGGUCGGUCUAAGCGAGGCUGCCGAAGCCGCACUCCGGACGCACCUCAAGUCGGCCGAGGCGACGAUCCACCGCCUGAAGGAGGAGGCUGCCCGCACAAAGACGCUCGUGGCCCAAACAAGGGCUUCCUGCGCCAAUGAAGUGCGGAAGCGGGACCGUCAAAUCGAGGGUCUCAAGAAAGCUGUUACAGAAGCCGGUAGGGCGAGGGGUGCGGGAAGAAGCACCGGAGUCACAAGCAUCACAGUGGUCGGCGACAUUUGGACAGAGUCAGAGCAUGCUUUACCCAGCGGAUCCACGGCCGACCAAGGCUACGACCUACGCACCGAAACGAACGCGUUUUUAGCCGAACUGGCGAAGAAUCUCAGCGACGAAAACGAGGGUCUGCUCCAGUUGAUCAGGAGAACAAUGGAGCAGCUAAAAGAGAUGAGCGGUUGGGAUGUCGCCAACGAAGAUCCAACCGAGAACGGAGACGGGCAUGCCGUGGUGCUCGCGGCUAAUCCCGCCGACCUUUCACUCGAAAUCAAUGCGGUCCUCGAACACCUCCGCACUAUCCUGACCAACCCGUCCUUUGUUCCCAUCGAAGAAGUCGUGGUGCGGGAAGAUGAGAUUCACAGGCUGCGUGACGGUUGGGAAAAGAUGGAGACACGGUGGAAAGAGGCAGUCCAUCUCAUCGACGGCUGGCGCAAGAGGAUGCAGGCGAGCGGGCGGCCCGUGAAUGUUGAGGAGCUGAAAAUGGGGCUGCGUCUCAGCCCGGUGAAGGUGAAGAAUGUCGAAGAGACUUCUCAGGGAUACGCUCUCCGCCUGGAGGCCGUCCUUGAGGAUGAGGAAGUGGAAAUGGUGCAAAUGCAAUGCGACGAUGAUUCGCUAGACCUGGUCCCUGGCCCCGAUGCGGACACCGACAGCGAUGCCUCCAGCGAAUUUGAGCACAACCUGGAAGUUGAUGAACUCGAUUUAGAGGAGCCAAACGUGGAGAUCCUUCAACAAUCGAUUAUGCUGGCUUCUCCGCCACUCCCUCAGCCGCCGCAGCUCAGCGUUUUGCGUGAUUCGUACGCUGCAGGGAACAGAGGCGGACCUCGAGACCAUGGAAGACAUCCCGGGCCCUUCACUACCACUGCAGAAGAGAAGUCACAAGAUCAAGUGGCAAAGGACGCUGCGUUGCCUCCUCUCCCUCCGACGGAUCAACCUCAGCAGCCGCCGUCAAAGAAGCCGAUCCUCUCGGUGCGCACAGUGCCUCCAGAAGAGGCUGCAAGGGUUGCGCUACCACCUUCUGCGCUGGCAUCGACGCCGGACACUUCGGUCGACAGCAUAGCUCUCAGUAAGGUUUCGGAUGAACCCACGUCGAAAAAUUCGGCAGUAUCAACAAAGCCCCAAAAGCGGCCAGCACCCUCUGCAAGGAAAAACGAGGCCAUCAACAAAAAGGAAGGUGCAAAGAAAGAGGUCCCAAGAAGGGAACCUACAAAGACGGAAGCUUCAAGGAGGGACGCCUCAAGGCGGGAGACGGCAAAGAAGAAGGAGGGCGAAGAAACUAAGCACGCGUCCAGGCCACCAGCGAAGCCUCGAUCGACCCGACCGCCCAUAACAAGGGGAAGGUCAGACACACGACCUGACGAGAAACCCGCCCAUAAUGCAAAGGGACCGCGAGCGGCUUCUGCAGCCUCAGCCACUUCGACAAGGUCAACCGGCACCAACAAGAGUGCGGGCGCGGAGAAUCUAAUGUCUCCCCCUCCUCUCCCAGUCCACGGAGAGGUCCCAUCGCCGUCGUCAUCACCGGGCUCCUUCCACAGGCGCGUCAACUCCCGCCUACCGCUGCCCCGACCAGGCUGUAACGGCGUGCUCCCAGCUCCGCAACAGUCGCCACUUAGCAUGGCCACCAUCGCCGCCAAACUCGCCGCCUCGGAGCGUGAGGCUGAUGCCGCUCGCGUGCGGGCCAAGCUGAAGGCGGCACGACUCGGUAAAGGUGCCAGUAUCCCGCCGUCCGGGACAACAUCCUUGACCUCGAGCGGCGCACCGGUCGAGCCCGAAGCCGAAAGCAACGUUGGCGCCAUGAGCAGCACCCGCUCGGAAAGUGACAGCGUCACCGGCAGCGCCUUGGCCUCUGCGUCUGCGUCUGCCUCCACCUCGGACGGCGCGCCCAGCUCUGCUACCACCAGGGACGACGACGUCGACGAACUGGGGUUGUCUCCGCCCACGGCGGCACAGCAACAAUCGCAGAAACACCGACCACAACAACAGCCAUCACAACUCCAACAACAACAACGACAACGGUUGCAACAGCAACAGCAACUAGAGCUGGAGCAGGCGCAGGAGCAUCAGAAGCAGCAGCAACAACAACAACAACAACAACAACAAGAGGCGGCGGCGGUGAACCAGAAAAAAACCACGAGGAAGAGGGAGAAAUGCACGAGCAGGGUUGCUUCGCGCAGGAGGAGUACACUUAAUCCGUGGGAGCUGGAUGCGCUAAUCCAAGGAGGGAAGGCCGCUGUCGAGAGGUAG
This is a messenger RNA of Parathielavia appendiculata, 2793 nucleotides long. RefSeq lists its product as uncharacterized. Bases 1 to 2793 code for a protein of 930 amino acids. The record is from RefSeq and is a predicted model, not a curated record. NCBI's taxonomy places the organism in Eukaryota, Fungi, Ascomycota, Sordariomycetes, Sordariales, Chaetomiaceae. The transcript has 2 exons.